AUGGCAUCAAGUUCCUCCUCUGGUGUUAUGGUUUCUUCUGGUGAUAAAGCUUUCAGCUAUGAUGUGUUUCUAAGCUUUAGAGGCGAAGACACUCGACAUUCUUUUACUGAUCAUCUAUACCAUAAGUUAAUUCAAGCAGGAAUAUGUACCUUUAGAGAUGAUAAAGAAAUCAACAGAGGUGAAGAGCUAAAACCUGAAAUUGAGAAAGCAAUCAAAGCAUCUAGGUCCUCAAUAGUUGUAUUGUCAGAGAAUUAUGCAACUUCCACUUGGUGCCUAGACGAGCUUCUGCUCAUCCUACAGCAAAGGAGGGAGUGCAAUCAUUUUGUUCUACCUGUUUUUUAUUACGUUAAGCCCACAGAUGUUAGAAAAAACAGACAAAAGUUCUAUAUCAAAGUCAAGAAGACUUCUUCAAGGUGGACAUAUCACAAUGUAGAACAGUGGAGGACAGCUCUUAGGCAGGUUGGUGAUUUGACUGGUUUGGAGCUUUCCGGGUCUCAAGCAAGCUUUUUGAAUAAAAUUGUUGAUACAAUAUACAAUAACUUAGAUCGCAAAGAAGUUCAUCUUCCAUUCCAUUUAAUAGGGAUGCUCAAUCAUCAUAAGGAGAUAAAUUCUUGGUUACAUCAAACCAAUAAUGAGUAUUUAGUAAUUUACGGUAUGGGUGGAAGUGGCAAGACAACGCUGGCAAAAUAUGUAUACAAUAUGAUUCGAAGAUUUUUUGAAUCUGUGAGUUUUGUUGAAGACAUUGGUAACAUAUGUAAAGGACCCAAUGACAUACUUCAAUUCCAGAAACAACUUCUUGAAGAUAUUUUAGGCGGGAAAAAUAGAAAAAUACCUGGUGUUUCUCGAGGUACGUGUAUGAUAGAGGAGGCUUUGCAAAUGAAAAGGACGCUCAUUGUUCUUGAUGACAUUGUUGAACAUAGUCAGCUAGUUGCUUUACUUGGAACCGGGAGAAUUAAUGCCCAAAGCAAGAUAAUAAUUACAACGAGGGUAAAUACAAAUAACUGGCCAUUAAUGAGGUGUAAAAUGUAUCCAAUGAGACUACUGAACGAUGAUGAAUCAUUACAGCUUAUAAGGCUUCAUGCAUUUGGAUCCAAAAUUCCAAAUUUGCCGCUGAAUGUUGAUCCGUUUCUUAUACUAGACGGAGUAAAAUAUUGUGAAGGAAAUCCACUCGCUCUCGAAGUGUUUGGAUCAUCUAUGUUCAAGAACAAUACCAUCUCACAUUGGAAAAGUCAUUUGAGUUUACUGGAAAAAGAUAUGGAUUCUCGACUUCAACAUGGAUUAUGUUGUAAAGAUAUUGGAACCUGA
Molecule: messenger RNA, 1305 nt
Organism: Helianthus annuus (common sunflower)
Lineage: Eukaryota; Viridiplantae; Streptophyta; Magnoliopsida; Asterales; Asteraceae
Product: disease resistance protein RUN1-like
Exons: 3
Coding region: 1-1305 (434 amino acids)
Biological process (GO): signal transduction; defense response
Molecular function (GO): ADP binding
Source: RefSeq, a predicted model, not a curated record